Messenger RNA from Pundamilia nyererei, 3003 nucleotides. Its product is annotated as flocculation protein FLO11. Bases 17 to 1300 code for a protein of 427 amino acids. The record is from RefSeq and is a predicted model, not a curated record. Gene Ontology annotation, biological process: leukocyte tethering or rolling. The transcript has a single exon. NCBI's taxonomy places the organism in Eukaryota, Metazoa, Chordata, Actinopteri, Cichliformes, Cichlidae. Gene Ontology annotation, cellular component: plasma membrane.
UUAGUUUAACGCAGCUAUGACACUCCUCAGCAUGAAGACAUUUCCAGCCUUUUUAUGGGGAAUAUUCAUCGUGGCUGCUUCAACCCCAGAAACUAGUGGUUCUACCUACACUGUUGAGCCCAACAAGACAAGCGCCCAGCUGACAACUGCACUUGCGUUUCACAAUAAAACAGAUUCACACCCUGCAGUGUGGGGAACAACUCACAGACCUGCAGCUACUACCGUUUCUGCAGCGGCACAGAGCACAGUGGUAACCACAGUGGAAACUAGCGCGGCAGCUAUCAGUAACAAAACUAAAAGCUCCAGUGACAGUGUAGUCACUUUGAUUCCUACAAGCCCUGCAGCAGCAGUCCCAAGCAGCUCCGCUCCGCAGUUACUUCAUACCUCCACAGCUUUGAUUGAAACUCAACCCACCCACCAAGUGACCAUGAAAGAAACAACAACACAUGCAGAGGACGGGUCCCAUCCACAGUCAACCACAGCGCCAGACACCACUGCUCCUGCAACAUUCUCAUCAACAGCAGCUGUGUCUUCUCCACAGCCCACAUCCAUCACUGAGUCUGCAAUGACAUCAGUGUUAUCAUCCACUUUCUCUUCUGAGAAAUCUACUGCAGCUCCAGGCACUCAGAACCUCAGCAGCCUUUCAGUUUCUACUGCAAGCCCAUUGACGGCAGAGUCGAUCUCAGAGACAACACGUGUGCCACAGGUGUCCACCUCUUUGCGCCCCACAACAGCCAAGACACUGAAAACCAGCCCUGAGAUUUCAUCUGCAACUCAGUCCGUUUCUGCCUCAAGUUCUUCUAUCUCCACACAGUCAAAUGCUACCUCUACGUCAACUGAAUCUCCCAACUCCACCAUUGCAAUAAUCCCGUUCCCCCGUAGGCCCACGGUGUUACCACAUCCAAUAACUAAGCCAGCCCCAGCUACUAAAUCGCCACACGGUGAAAUCUCAAAAUCAACCCCCAUCACCGAGGUUCAACCCUGCUUGACCCAGAACGUGGUGAAGCAGUGCCUCAUUGUCAUCGCCUGCCUGGCUUUGGUGUGCACAAUCUUUAUCUUUACUACCAUUGUCCUCUGCGCCAAACUGUCAUCGAGGAAGCACAAGCGCAAACCUCAAAAGGAAACGGAAAUGAUGUGCAUUUCUGCUCUGCUGCCCGAGAGGAGCUACAACUAUACGAGACAGCACAAUCCGGUGCCCAAUGGCGUCCUGGUGAUGCCAAGGGCUGAAGACAGCGAUGACGAGGUGGGAGAUAAUCUGACUCUCAGCAGCUUCCUUCCAGAGAAUGAUCGCUACGUGUAGAUGGAUUUUACUAUGCUUUCAUCUGUUUGCUAUCAGUCAGCAUGGAAAUAGCUGCUUUUUUAAUAAACUCCUGCUUCCCCUUUGAUAUUACUGGUUUUGCUUCAGUACCUGCCGUAUUUCAGUGGAGGAAGAGAGAAACCACAAACAGACAAACAUUCACGGUUUCAUGUGCAAGUGCCUGUAACUGCAUGUGGUAUUUGACAAGGUCUGUGCUUUUUGCAUGACUUUAGCCUCCACAGGAUGAAGAGUGAUCAAAGUUUGUUUUUUGUUUUUUUUUCAUCCGGAGCUGAGCCCUGCUGGUAUUUCACUUUACGACAGGGGACAGGAAGACUUGCUGUGCAAAGGGAUAUUAUUGCUCUGUUCAGACACUGUUCAGUUUACAAGAACUAUCCAGGUGGCUGAACACUUAAAGAGACAGUUCAGCCUCAAGUCAAAUUUACAUGUUGUUCUGCUGGCCUGUAGUGCUCUUUGUCCACCUGAUGUGCCGGUGUUUGCAGAUAUUUACUGUAGAGUUGCCUUCCUUGUCUUGAAUAUACCAGAACCAGGUUACAACUGACUUCUGCUACUCAUUGCAAAUUUCUUUUUUCAAGAAAUCAUCCUCAAAUGGUGUUGUGAGCAGUUUUAUGCAGGAACUAUGUCUUUUCGACCUAACUGCAUCAGCCAGUCAAAAGCUAAUAUCACACCUCAGCUAAGGGGGAAACAAUCGGUGUUUACAUCCUGUCACAACGUCGUUGUGCAGUGGCACACUUCCUUCUGCAAAGUGAUGCAAUUGGCUGGUGCACUUUAGAAAAAAGAAAAUGUAACCACACAAAACUGCUCGUUAUGGUGGAUUUAUUUUCCAUAAGUGGGUUGUUAUGAUUGAUAAGAGCCAGGGAGGUUUCAAAGACAGUUUUUGAAGCUGUGAGCACCAUAAUUUUAAUAUCUAGCACCAUUAUAUUAAAUAAAAAAAGUGAGAUAAGAGAAAAAACAAGAGAUGGAUGGAUGGAUAUCACCAAUUUUGUGCAAUUCACACCAAAAGAUGAGCAGAUACAUAGAUGGUUGAACGCUUGAUGAUGUAAUGACCCUCUUGUCAGUUUGUCUUGGUAGGUCAUGUGACCCUGGCAUGGAGCUAACAUGGCUUAGUUGUAGGGUUUUCAUUCAUCAGGGGCUGAUUGUGGCAUAUAAGGAGCAGUCCUGGUGACUCUUUGUGUCCUGUCCUCUCCUCUUCUGUAUGGACUCCCUGUAAGCCUAUAAGAAAAUAGGAUCACCCGACUAGGCCACCUUCGGUCCACCUGAGUAUCACAUGACCUAUAAAAACAAACCGACAUGGGGGUCGUCACAAUGCACAAAACUAAUUUCAUGUUGUUUAAGUGUGUGUGAAGAGAUCUACUUUCUGAUAAUUUAUUAAUUAAAUGUCUUUGUUAACUUUAACAUUUUAGUAACUCUUCAGGUUAAGAGUCAUAAUGAAAAAAAGAAUAAAACAUUUCUGCAAACGUAGAACUGAUCACUUCUCAGUGUAGAAGUUAAACAUAUUCUGUGGUUCUCUCAUGACAACAAAAGUUUGAGGAACUUAUCUGAAAGAUUUCCUCAAAACGAUUAUGCCUUGCAAUCCAUAUUGUGCUUAGUGUUAUGAAUAUUUUCAACAUUAAAAGUAGCCUUUUUAAUAAAAAAAGAAACUGUCUGUAAAUUUCUAAACAGUCAAAAUAGAAAUAAACUUUCUGUGA